Tyto alba (common barn owl) is the source of this 1667-nucleotide messenger RNA. RefSeq names its product matrix metalloproteinase-27. Lineage: Eukaryota; Metazoa; Chordata; Aves; Strigiformes; Tytonidae. Gene Ontology annotation, cellular component: extracellular matrix. Bases 102 to 1559 code for a protein of 485 amino acids. Gene Ontology annotation, biological process: collagen catabolic process; extracellular matrix organization; proteolysis. The record is from RefSeq and is a predicted model, not a curated record. Gene Ontology annotation, molecular function: metalloendopeptidase activity; zinc ion binding. The transcript has 10 exons.
UAGGAUGUGUGGAGGUAAUCAGAGCAUGAUAAACUCUGAGUCAGUCCACAGCUGACUCUGCAAAGCACUCCUUAACCGUACAAACUGGGACGCAAGAGGGGAUGCACAUAGAGCAGAAAGCAGACUGCUCUCCUACUAGGACAGACAUGAGAGUAAGAAUGAAGGAUCUUUCACUUUUGCUUUUAAUGUGUGCAGCUGUUUCUAACGCUCUUCCUGUCCACCCAGAGAAAAACAACAGAGAAGAUGCAAAGCUUGUACAGGACUAUUUAAAUAAAUUCUAUGCUGUUGAGACAGAUCCAAAUCAACUUGGAUGGAAAAUAAAUGCUGAAUCCACAGCUGAAAAACUUCAGAAAAUGCAACAAUUUUUUGGUUUGAAAGUGACUGGAAAACCAGAUACUGAGACAUUGGAAAUGAUGAAGAAACCCAGGUGUGGAGUUCCUGAUGUGGGUCUCUAUGGUGUUACUCUGCCAGGGUGGAAAAAAACCAAGCUGACAUACAGAAUUGUGAACCACACACCAGAUAUGAGCAAAGAGGAUGUGGACAAAGCAAUCCAGAAGGCAUUUAAACUGUGGAGCACUGUUACCCCACUGACUUUCACUCAUAUUCAUGAGGAAAUAGCGGAUAUAAUGAUUGCUUUUGGGACCAAAGCUCAUGGACAUUGCCCUCGUUAUUUUGAUGGCCCCCUUGGUGUCCUUGCUCAUGCCUUUCCACCUGGCAAUGGUUUUGGUGGUGAUGUGCACUUUGAUGAGGAUGAAGAUUGGACCACAGGAUCUGCCGGUUUCAACCUGUUCCUUGUUGCUGCUCAUGAGUUUGGCCAUGCCCUGGGUCUCUCUCAUUCUAAUGACCAGAGAGCUUUGAUGUUCCCCAAUUAUGCCUACGUCAGCCCCAGUGAAUUUCCCCUCUCUCCAGAUGAUAUAAGCGGCAUUCAAUCCAUUUAUGGAUCUCCACCAAAUGACCCAGAUAAAAGGCCAGACACCCCUACCUCACCUAAAACCUGUGGCUCCCAGAUGUCUUUUGGUGCUAUAACUACACUCCGACGAGAAGUCAUUUUUCUAAAGGGCAGGCACUUAUGGCGAGUCUAUCCUGAUAACUCAGAAGCUGAACGUGAAUUAAUUUCUACCUUCUGGCCAACUCUGCCACCUGGUAUUGAAGCUGUGUAUGAGAACACGAAAGAUCAGAUACUGUUUUUCAAAGGCAAUAAAUUCUGGGUUAUCAGCGGCUAUCAGGUGUUGCUUGGUUAUCCAAAGAAUAUCAACACACUGGGCUUCCCUAAAGGUGUCAAGAAAAUUGAUGCAGCUGUUUGUAACAAAUACACAGGGAAAACAUACUUUUUCAUAGGUGACAAGUAUUGGAGGUUUGAUGAGAACAGCCAGUCCAUGGAAAAGGGCUAUCCUAGACAGACAGUUGAUGACUUUCCAGGAAUUAGCCAGAAGGUUGACGCUGUUUUCCAACAGAAAGGAUUAUUCUACUUCUUCCAUGGAUCAAAGCAGUGGGAGUUCGACCCUAUUGCUGAAAAAGUUAUCCGUGAAAUGAAGAGUAACAGCUGGUUUAACUGCUAAUGUCAUAUAACUUUCUUAUACACAGCAAAUGAGAAUUAAAAUAAUUACAGAUUUCUCAAAGGUUGUUCAUAUAUACAAUAUUAUACAGAAUAGGCAACAGGACUAGUU